UUUAGUCUGGUUCGUCACAGAUUCUGUGGGAAUGGAAGAAAAUCAAGAAAAUACUAAAUAUUAUGGGGAAAUCUCUGACGAUAAUAAUUCUUCAUUGAUUGGGGGAGAAGUGGCAGAAGCUCCAACUCCUGAAUAUCUUCAGAGGAAAUUGUAUUUCCUCCUGGAACAUCUCAAAUUGUUCCAUGCAGAACUUCCAGAAUCAUACCAGAUGAGGAUCCCAUAUGAAUUACUUACCGGUUUGGCGAAUUCUCUGCUAAAUGACACCAUUUUUGAGAUCGUGAAGGGUCUGAUGGAAAUUCAGCACGUUACAGAGAAGCAUCUGGAACAAUUGCGGCAGCAAGUUGAGACAGAACACAAUAUUGAGGUUCAGGAAUGGGUAUCUAAGAUUCACGAUGAUGAAGAAUUGGAGCAUAUUCUCAAUCUCAUGAAGAUAAAACAUACGCAGAAAUUGAAGGAAACGGACAUAAAGCUUGUAUUGCAUUUGGAUCAAAAAGUGAAGGAUCAACAAAUAACUCUGGAUAAAGCAGGUGUUCCUGGAUUUUAUGUCACAGACAAUCCUAAGGAUAUCAAAAUCCAAAUGCACCUAUUAGAUUUUAUUCUUCGACUUAGCAAUAUGAAAUUCGAGCCAAAUAAAUAAAAUUGUAUUUUGAAAUUCC
Molecule: messenger RNA, 656 nt
Organism: Phlebotomus papatasi
Lineage: Eukaryota; Metazoa; Arthropoda; Insecta; Diptera; Psychodidae
Gene: gdl
Product: gonadal protein gdl
Exons: 2
Coding region: 32-637 (201 amino acids)
Source: RefSeq, a predicted model, not a curated record